Saccoglossus kowalevskii is the source of this 1917-nucleotide messenger RNA. Its product is annotated as beta-1,3-glucan-binding protein-like. The record is from RefSeq and is a predicted model, not a curated record. Lineage: Eukaryota; Metazoa; Hemichordata; Enteropneusta; Harrimaniidae.
AUGAAGUUUUUUCUUGUGUUCUUAAUAAUAUCGACAGUUAUUAAUGCAUCGUUUGGGUUUCAAAUCCAGAAUCCCGUUAUAACGCUAAUCGAACCGCAGGGAAUACGAUUCGCGUAUCCAGACGAACCAGGAAUCAGUUUGGUGGCGUAUCAUUACAGCAUCAAUGAAGUUGUCAACGGUGUGGAACCAGGCCAGUAUAACGUUGACGUCACUUCACCAACCAAUGGUUGGUGGCUCCACGAAAAUACCGAAGUGUCAGUUGGUACCAACGAUAUUGUAUAUUACUGGUUAUAUGUCUUGCAUGAUGGAACUGGCUAUCAGCUUUUAGAACAACAAUGGUCGCCUAGCGAGGAAAACCCCACCGCCGUACCUGGGCCUGAUCCUGGACCUGUGCCAACGGGAAGCGAGCCUGGAGUACCAGAACCACCUCCACCACCAGAAAACACUGCUGCACCCGGAGAAUAUGUCGUUACACAGCCAUUUAUCUCAAUUAUUUUUCCCCAGGGACUAAGAUUCGCAUAUCCAGAUGAGCCCGGUAUUAGCCUGGUUUCCUAUCAUUAUAAUAUCAAUGAACCGCUUGAAGGGGUGAAUGCUGGUCAAUAUAACGUCGACGUCAAAGAGCCAACGGCUGGUUGGUGGCUCCAUGAAAACUAUGACGUUAAGUUGGUGGAAGGUGACACUGUCUACUACUGGUUAUCAGUGAUUUACAAUAACCAAGGAUUUGACCUUUUAGAGCAAGAAUGGUCGCCACAAAGGCCAACCACAACUACCCCAGCUCCUACUACCACAACCGCUGCGCCGACGACAACGCCUCCAUACACUGGUCCGACCACAACACCACCGACGACCACCCCAUACACGGGACCUACCACAACCCCACCACCUCUUCCAACGGAUGAACCCGGAGAAGACCCUUGUGGGACUUACCCGUGUGAUCCAGGAUGCGAUAUGGAUGUGCCACCGUGCAAUGGAUUAAUUUUUGAAGACGAUUUCGAGAAGUUGGACUUAACCAAAUGGCAGCAUGAAAUUACUGCUGGUGGUGGCGGAAAUUGGGAAUUUCAGUUAUAUACUAACAAUCGUUCGAAUAGUUAUGUCCGUGAUGGCGUACUAUACAUCAAACCGACCUUGUUAUCGGAAACCUACGGCGAUGACUUCAUCAUGACUGGUUCGCUUGAUAUAUGGGGCGCAGCCCCUGCUGACAUUUGUACAGGCAAUCAGUGGUGGGGAUGUGCAAGACAGGGAUAUGGAACAAAUAUCAUAAAUCCCAUACAAUCAGGCAGACUUAGAACGGUUAAUAGUUUUAAUUUCAAGUAUGGUAGAGUGGAUCUAGAGGCAAAGAUGCCAACGGGGGAUUGGAUUUGGCCAGCUAUUUGGAUGUUACCGGCACAAAACCCGUACGGACAAUGGCCUGCUUCUGGUGAAAUGGACAUCGUGGAAGUACGAGGCAACACUCAGCUGUACGACUCUUCUGGUGUCUCUGUUGGUGUCGAUCAGAUGGGAAGUACAAUGCAUUGGGGCCCGUACUGGCCAGAAAAUGGAUACGAGAAAACACACGUCACCAGGUUUUAUCUGGACGAUGAGGAGCUGAUGCACGUAGAUCCAGGUGAAGGGGGAUUCUGGGAGUAUGGUGAUUUUGACAAGAACUUGCAGGAUGCCGACAACCCAUGGCGAGGAGGAACAAAAAUGGCUCCUUUUGACGAAGAGUUCUAUAUUAUCAUGAACGUGGCUGUUGGGGGCGUAACCUAUUUUGACGACUCCUUUACCAACUACCCGCAUGCCAAACCGUGGUUGAACGACUCGCCUCACGCCUCGUACGAUUUCUGGAUGGCGAAGGACCAGUGGUACCCGACGUGGAACGACGAAGAAUCUGCAUUGCAAGUGAAACAUAUUCAAGUGUGGGCGUAUGAUGAAGAAUAA